Molecule: messenger RNA, 3243 nt
Organism: Oncorhynchus keta (chum salmon)
Lineage: Eukaryota; Metazoa; Chordata; Actinopteri; Salmoniformes; Salmonidae
Product: collagen alpha-1(III) chain-like
Exons: 2
Coding region: 1-3243 (1080 amino acids)
Source: RefSeq, a predicted model, not a curated record
AUGAAUACUUUCACUAAACCCCCUGAGAACAAUAACCCCCUGAGAACAAUAACCCCCCUGGGAACAAGAACCCCUCUGAGAACAAGAACCCCCCCUGGGAACAAUAACCCCCCCGGGAACAAUAACCCCCCGGGAACAAGAACCCCCCUGGGAACAAUAAACCCCCUGAGAACAAUAACCCCCCUGAGAACAAGAACCCCCCCUGGGAACAGAAUCCCCUGGCAACAGAACCCCUGGGAACAAGAACCCCUGGGAACAAGAACCCCCCUGGGAACAAUAAUCCCCCUGGGAACAAGAACCCCGGGAACAAGAACCCCGGGAACAAGAACCCCCGGGAACAAGAACCCCCGGGAACAAGAACCCCCGGGAACAAGAACCCCCGGGAACAAGAACCCCCGGGAACAAGAACCCCCGGGAACAAGAACCCCCCCGGGAACAAGAACCCCCGGGAACAAACCCCCCCCCGGGAACAAGAACCCCCCCGGGAAAAAGGGAACAGAAUCCCCCUGGGAACAGAAUCCCCCUGGGAACAAGGGAACAGAAUCCCCCUGGGAACAGAAUCCCCCUGGGAACAAUAACCCCCCUGGGAACAAGGGAACAAGAACCCCCUGGGAACAAGGGAACAAGAACCCCCUGGGAACAAGGGAACAAAACAAGAACCCCUGGGAACAAGGGAACAGAAUCCCCUGGGAACAGAAUCCCCUGGCAACAGAACCCCCUGGGAACAGAAUCCCCCAUGAACAGAAUCCCCCAGGAACAGGGGAACAAGAACCACCCCGGGAACAAGGGAACAAGAACCCCCAGGAACAGGGGAACAAGAACCCCCCAAGGGAACAAGAACCCCCAAGAACAAGGGAACAAGAACCCCCAGGAACAAGGGAACAAGAACCACCCUGGGAAACGGGAACAAGGAACAAGAACCCCCAGGAACACCCGGAACAAGAACCCCCAGGAACAAGGGAACAAGAACCCCCAGGAACAAGGGAACAAGAACCCCCUGGGAACAGGGAACAUAACCCCCCUGGGAACAAGGAACAAGGGAACAAGAACCCCCAGGAACAAGGGAACAAGAAUCACCCCGGGAACAAGGGAACAAGAACCCCCCGGGAACAAGGGAACAAGAACCCCCAGGAACAAGGGAACAAGAACCCCCAGGAACAAGAAACCCCAGGAACAAGAACCCCCCAGGAACAAGGGAACAAGAACCACCCCGUGGACAGUGGAACAAGAACCACCCCGGGAACAAGAACCCCCCAGGAACAAGGGAACAAGAAACCCCCAGGAACAAGGGAACAAGAACCACCCUGGGAACAAGGGAACAGAAUCCCCCUGGGAACAAGAACCCCCCAGGAACAAGGGAACAGGAACCCCCCAGGAACAAGGGAACAAGAACCACCCAGGGAACAGGGGAACAAGAACCCCCCCAGGAACAACAAGGGAACAAGAACCCCCAGGAACAGGGGAACAAGAACCCCCAGGAACAAGGGAACAAGAACCCCCUCGAACAAGGGAACAAGAACCACCCCGGGAACAAGGGAACAAGAACCCCCCAGGAACAAGAACCCCCCAGGAACAAGGGAACAAGAACCCCCUGGGAACAAGGGAACAAGAACCCCCUGGGAACAAGGGAACAAGAACCCCUGGGAACAAGGGAACAAGAACCCCCAGGAACAAGGGAACAAGAACCCCCAGGAACAAGGGAACAAGAACCCCCUGGGAACAGGGAACAAGAACCCCCAGGAACAGGGAACAAGAACCCCCUGGGAACAAGGGAACAAGAACCACCCCUGGGAACAAGGGAACAAGAACCCCCCAGGAACAAGGGAACAAGAACCCCCCAGGAACAAGGGAACAAGAACCCCCAGGAACAAGGGAACAAGAACCCCCCAGGAACAAGGGAACAAGAACCACCCAGGAACAAGGGAACAAGAACCCCCCAGGAACAAGGGAACAAGAACCCCCAGGAACAAGGGAACAAGAACCCCCCAGGAACAAGGGAACAAGAACCCCCCUGGGAACAAGGGAACAAGAACCCCACAGGAACAGGGAACAAUAACCCCUGGGAACAAGGGAACAGAAUCCCCCAGGAACAAGGGAACAAGAACCCCCAGGAACAGGGAACAAGAACUCCCUGGGAACAAGGGAACAGAACCCCCAGGAACAAGGGAACAAGAACCCCCCAGGAACAGGGGAACAAGAACCCCCUGGGAACAAGGGAACAAGAACCCCCAGGAACAGGGAACAGGGAACAAGAACUCCCUGGGAACAAGGGAACAAGAACAAGAACCCCCAGGAACAAGAACCCCCUGGGAACAAGGGAACAAGAACCCCCAGGAACAAAACCCCCUGGGAACAAGGGAACAAGAACCCCCCAGGAACAAGAACCCCCAGGAACAAGGGAACAAGAACCCCCAGGAACAGGGAACAAUAAGGGAACAAGGGAACAAGAAACCCCCAGGAACAAGAACCCCCCAGGAACAAGGGAACAAGAACCACCCCAGGAACAAGGGAACAAGAACCCCCCAGGAACAAGAACCCCCCAGGAACAAGGGAACAAGAACCCCCCAGGAACAAGGGAACAAGAACAAGAACCCCCUGGGAACAAGGGAACAAGAACCCCCCAGGAACAAGGGAACAAGAACCACCCCAGGAACAAGGGAACAAGAACCCCCCAGGAACAAGAACCCCCCAGGAACAAGGGAACAAGAAACCCCAGGAACAAGGGAACAAGAACCCCCAGGAACAAGAACCCCCCCAGGAACAAGGGAACAAGAACCACCCCAGGAACAAGGGAACAAGAACCCCCUAGGAACAAGAACCCCCUGGGAACAAGGGAACAAGAACCCCCCCAGGAACAAGAACGCCCCCAGGAACAAUAAUAAUAAUAUAUGCCAUUUAGCCACUUUUAUGUUUACAGUCAGGGCAACAGUCCCGGGAGUGAACCCCCCCAGGUAUUCUGCCAUGCUCUACCAACUGUUUAGGAACAGGGAACAAGAACCCCAGUGGGAACAGGGGAACAAGAAUUCAGGAACAAGAACCCCCUGGGAACAAGGGAACAAGAACCCCCGGGAACAAGAACCCCCUGGUCAGGGAACAAGAAUUCUGCCCCCAGGAACAAGAGGGAACCCACAGAACAAGAACCUGCCACCCCAGGAACAAGAACCCCCCUGGGAACAAGGGAACAAGAACCUCCCCCAGGAACAAGAAUUCCCUGGGAACAAGGGAACAAGAACCCCUGUUUAG